This is a messenger RNA of Neurospora hispaniola, 1730 nucleotides long. RefSeq lists its product as uncharacterized. Gene Ontology annotation, biological process: fatty acid elongation. The record is from RefSeq and is a predicted model, not a curated record. Lineage: Eukaryota; Fungi; Ascomycota; Sordariomycetes; Sordariales; Sordariaceae. Gene Ontology annotation, cellular component: endoplasmic reticulum. Gene Ontology annotation, molecular function: ketoreductase activity. Bases 243 to 1241 code for a protein of 332 amino acids. The transcript has 2 exons.
GUUCGGCAAAAGCGGAGACAGCCCAGCUGCCCAGGUCCUCUCGCCGGGGCCGCGGGGCGGGACGUCUCGAAAAUCUUGGCGGCUGACACAUGCAAGUGUACAGUAGGCGAGUCGACCCCAGGUCCCCCAAAAAGUUCCCAACAUUUAUUUGCGGCCGGAUCCAACUUUGAAAGUGUCAAAACUCCCCGAUCCAAACCAAAGGCGUUCCAUCAUCAUCGACUUUCGCCGACAGUCCGUACGCAAUGGAUAAGGUUGCCGAGAUCUGGGGCACUGUCCCUCAAUAUGGCCAAUGGGCCCUUGCUGGCAUCGGCGCCCUUUACGUCGCUACUCGCGUCGGCGCUUUCCUCCAGCUGCUCCUUAACGCUUUCAUCCUGAGCGGCACCAACCUCCGCAAGUAUGGCAAGAAGGGCACCUGGGCUGUUAUUACUGGUGCCUCCGAUGGUCUCGGAAAGGAGUUCGCCCAGCAGCUCGCCUCCAAGGGCUUCAACCUCGUUCUCGUCUCUCGCACCCAGUCCAAGCUGGACGUCCUUGCUAGGGAGCUCGAGCUCAGAUGGGAUGGUUUCAAAGCCAAGACUUUCGCCAUGGACUUCUCCAAGGACGACAAUUCCGACUAUGAGCGUCUCGCCGAGCUCAUCAAGGGCCUCGACAUUGGUAUCUUGAUCAACAACGUUGGCCAGUCCCACAGCAUCCCCGUUCCUUUCCUCCAGACCGACCGCGACGAGCUCCAGAACAUUGUCACCAUCAACUGCCUCGGCACACUCAAGACCACCAAGGUUGUCGCUCCCAUCCUCGCCCAGCGCAAGAAGGGUCUUAUCCUUACCAUGGGCUCUUUCGCCGGUGUUAUGCCCACCCCCUACCUUGCCACCUACAGCGGCAGCAAGGCGUUCCUCCAGCACUGGAGCAGCGCUCUCUCUGCCGAGCUCAAGGACCAGGGCGUCGAUGUCCACCUUGUUGUCAGCUACCUCGUUACCACUGCCAUGAGCAAGAUCCGCCGCACCAGCCUCCUCAUCCCCAACCCCAAGCAGUUCGUCCGCGCUGCUCUCGGCAAGGUUGGCCUCAACAGCUCCGAACCCUUUCCCAACACCUACACCCCCUGGUGGAGCCAUGCUGUGUUCAAGUGGGUGGUUGAGAACACUGUUGGUGCCUACAGCUACUUUACCCUCAGGCUGAACAAGAACAUGCACAUCGACAUCCGCGACCGCGCUCUCCGCAAGGCCGCUCGUGAAGCCAAGAAGCAGUAAGCGCAUAUCGCAGCUUCUAGCUACCAUGCUGCUCACGUGAAGCUGGGAAGGAGCAUGGACUUGUGGCAUGAUGGGCUCUAGCCAAAAGACACCUUCUAUUAGGCUGCGGUACACCCACCCUUGGGACCGUGUAUCUGUUGUAUAGAAAAUGGGGAACUUCGCCCCGUUUUGAGCAGACGAGUUCAUGCUGUGAGUGGAAUGUACAGAAAAGUUAAAAGAUGAUAAUUGAACGAUGAUCAUGAAGCAACUAUAUCUUUGCAUAAUAUUUUCUUGGUAUAGAUCAAGAGCAGUUGCUGUCUGCCGUUGAUAUUCAGAGUUGCAAAUCCGACUUCUGGUGACGGGCAUUCGAUGACGUUCUCGACGAUGAUUGGACGGUUUUGAUAUUUCAUAGGCGGUAGAAAAACAUGCUUCCAAAAGGAGGUUAGCGCCUCUUCUGUGGUCCAACUCCAUGCUCCAGCACACAGGCGCGUCCAAAAUUCGCGUUUCAGG